This is a messenger RNA of Cladophialophora yegresii CBS 114405, 942 nucleotides long. RefSeq lists its product as uncharacterized. Bases 1 to 942 code for a protein of 313 amino acids. Gene Ontology annotation, molecular function: protein kinase regulator activity. Gene Ontology annotation, cellular component: protein kinase CK2 complex; cytoplasm. NCBI's taxonomy places the organism in Eukaryota, Fungi, Ascomycota, Eurotiomycetes, Chaetothyriales, Herpotrichiellaceae. The record is from RefSeq and is a predicted model, not a curated record. The transcript has 2 exons.
AUGGCCAUUUCCGUCUCCAUUACGGGGACUUGUAUCGUUCUCUCAUCCACCCUCCUUCUCGCCACCUUUGUCGGCUUCACACUGUUCGCCAAGAUGGAGGACUUCCAGUCUGAGACGGACAGCGACUACACCAGUUACUGGAGAGACUGGUUCAUCUCCUCCCGAGGCAACGAGUACUUCUGCGAAAUCGACGAAGAGUACAUCACGGACCGGUUCAACCUGACGGGCCUGAACACCGAGGUGCACUACUACCAACACGCGCUGGACCUGAUCACCGACGUCUUCGACCUGGACUGCGAGGACGACAUGCGCGAGACGAUCGAGAAGUCCGCCCGCCACCUCUACGGCCUGGUGCACGCGCGCUACAUCGUCACGACCCGCGGCCUCGCCAAGAUGGUCGAGAAGUUCAAAAAGUCCGACUUUGGCCGCUGCCCGCGCGUCAUCUGCGAGAGUCACCCCCUGUUGCCGUUCGGUCCCAGUGACAAUCCGGGCCUGAAGACGGUGAAGCUCUACUGCGCCAAGUGCGAGGACAUUUACAAUCCGAAAUCCAGCCGCCACGCCAGCAUCGACGGCGCCUACUUUGGCUCCUCGUUCCACAACAUCCUGUUCCAGGUCUACCCUGCCUUGGUCCCGGUCAAGUCGCGCCGCCGCUACGAGCCCAAGGUCUUCGGCUUCAAGGUCCACCACGCGGCCGCGUUGGCGAGGUGGCAGGAUAUCGUGCGCCGGAACCAGCGCAAGAGACUUGAGGAGGCCGGCGUCGUGGCGGAAGGUCAGCAGUUGUUCAUUGAGGACGCUGAGAGCAGUGAUGGGGCCGUCGACGAUCGCGCCGUAGACAUGGAGGAUGACGAGGCCGACGCUACCGUCGCUGCCGGUGGCGAGGUCGAAGGUGUGGGAUUGCAAGGUGGCGCGGGUCCGGCAGCCUCUGGCCAUGCCGCCGCCUAG